ACGUGACUUACCGGUAACCAAUCACUGCCCAGCUGUGCUAGCCACCGCCAAGCUCGUUUUCACUUCCAAAACACUGGAAUUUGAUAGAAUUUUCCACGGGAUUUGUGGCCAAAUUCCUCCGGUUAUAUGUAAAUUUUUCAUCAUGUGGUGGUGGAAGUAGGACCAACGACCGUUCCAGGUUGCAGCUGCGGCAAGGAUCGACGCAGAUCUUGGAAGUGAAGUUGGGCAAAACCUCGGAAGUUUGGCUUCGAAUCGUCGCCAUUUUCUACCUUCCCAGCCCUUGUUUGUUGGUGGAGUUGCCUGUCAAGAACCUGUGGAUAUAAGUACGAAUUCGGACCCAAACUCGGACAUUUACAUGGUCGAAGGGACCCGGAGACUACACAGGACUAUUUACUGUCCGAUCGGCUGAGAAUGGCGAAUUCAGGGGCGACCCUGACUAGCCUUUGGAUGGACGAUGGCCAGGGAAGCCCAAUGAAGAGCACCCCCAACACGCCCGGCAAGUCUGUAACCAACGGCAACAAGGAAGUACAGGAGGACUUCUUAAAGAUUUAUAAGGACUGCGGCCUGGAGCCAAUAGCCAAGGAGGUUGGGCUGAUUGACACCAAUGGUGAACUGGCCGGCUUCGUCAGGUCUCAUCAGGACCAAAACACUUCACCCACUAAAGUUGCGAACGUGACGCUGUCCAACACGACAACUAUCCCCAUGAUCACGGCCGUAUCGCCCAUGAAAUCUUCACCCAUGAAGAUCUCAGAAACCAUCAUCUUACCCAAGACCCUCGGGCCUGCAAACACACCCGCCUCGCCUAUGCUCCGAAUGGUUGCUGUAAACCGGACACCGCAACAAACAGUCCAACCACAGCAAAAAAUUUUUCAGAUCCUUCAGCAGAGCCCCGCGCGGCCGACGCCGGUAGCCCAGCUGGUCCAGGUCCAGCAGAGUCCGGCCAGACCACAGCAGACAACCUACACCACAGUCGUCACUGACCCGAACAUACAACUAGUCGGGGCACCAGUGAGAAAGAGAACUCAUGACUUCAUAGAAGCAGACUUCUCAGAAAGCAAAAGGAAGAAGGGAGAGAAGGGUGGGAAGGGUCUGCGACAUUUCUCCAUGAAGGUUUGUGAGAAGGUGCAGAGGAAAGGCACCACGUCGUAUAACGAGGUGGCAGACGAACUGGUGGCAGAGUUCAGCGACCCCCAGAGGCACCUCUCACCCUCCGAUCAGAUAGGCAACGCAUACGACCAGAAGAACAUCCGGAGACGUGUGUACGAUGCGCUGAACGUGCUGAUGGCCAUGAACAUCAUCUCCAAGGAGAAGAAGGAGAUCAAGUGGAUCGGCCUGCCCACAAACUCUGCACAGGAGUGUCAGAACCUAGAGCUUGAAAAGCAGCGGCGGAUAGACAGGAUCAAACAGAAGCAGCAGCAGCUACAAGAGCUGAUACUACAGCAAAUCGCCUUCAAGAACCUGGUGCAGCGCAACAAACGCAUGGAGCAGGCCGGCACGGGGCCGCCCAACCAGAACUCUGCCAUCCAGCUGCCCUUCAUCAUAGUCAACACCAGCAAGAAAACUGUCAUCGACUGUAGCAUCUCAAACGACAAGUACGAGUAUCUGUUUAAUUUUGACAACACGUUUGAGAUCCAUGAUGACAUCGAGGUGUUGAAGCGGAUGGGCAUGGCGUACGGACUGGAGUCAGGAAAGUGCGCCCCGGAGAACCUCAAAAUCGCCAAGACCCUGGUGCCCAGGGCACUGGAGCCUUAUGUUGAAGAAAUGGCGAGAGGAGCCAGCACCAGUACCUCCAUCAUCGCUGGCCCCAGCGGCAUCAAGGCGGGCGUGUCCACCACACAGUUCACCACGGCAACUGCUACCAUGGCGACCACCGUCAAGCCCCUCCCAGCGGCUGCGUCGUCUGCUCUAUCCAGGUUGCCCGGGUCGGUAAACGUUGACCAGGAAGUUGCCAUGGCGACGGCGGGAGGUCGGGCGGUGUCGCGCCAGUCCAGCAUCGGGUCGUCCAGAGGAGAGACGCCAUACACGGACGACGAUGACGACGACUACGAAGACGACAACUGAUCCGUUACCAUGGUAACAGCACACUGUUGCCAUGGAAACGGAGUUUUGGUUGCCAUGGUGAUUUGCAACGGUUGCCAUGGAAACCAAAGUUUGGUUGCUAUGGUGAUUUGUUUGUCAUCGUCACUUUUUGUCACUCAGGUUGAGGGGUAAACGUGGAAGGGACUUUUUCAUUGAAAUGGGACAGUUUAGGGGGUAAUUUUUGGUUGCUAUUGAGACGUAGCAACGACAGCGUGUUUUUUCUUGUUUGUCAUCGGACAAGGCUACUUAGGUCGCUACCAUGGUAACGACCCCACUGAUUUUUCCACGGGCCUUGUCAUGACAUUGUGAUUGUUGUUGUUGCCAAGGGCAACGGCACGCGCCACCGGAGAGUGGACGGGUAACUCUACAAGCAUUUUUUGUAGAUUGUAAUACGUAGAUAUUUUAGACGGUAAGAUUUGUACUGUGUUGUAUGAAAAAUGCAGUGUGAUCUGAAGACAGACUGAACACUAUUCAUGUUGGUUUGGAUUUAAGAUGCCGGAAAGGGCGAGCAGAAAUCCACACACAUCCUCACACAGUAGACCGAUCCUUACUGUCCGUCAUAAUUAUCACUUCAACCAAUGGCAGCACGGCAAUUAGUUGUUCGACCAAUGAGAGAGCGGCAGCUAUUGGAUCGGUCUGUUACAGUGUUUGGUGGUAUUUUACUGUAAAAUGCGUAGAGCAUUACUUUGCCUUUGGGAGCCAGUAUAAAAUGUUAUUGGGUGCGCCAUUGGGGAAGGCUAUUCAAGAUAAAAAAAUUAUAAAGCACUGAAGGUGAAUUUUUGUGUGGAUUUCUGUGUAUCAAUGUUAAAAAUCUAGAUAAAGAAUACUGAACAAGCAAAGUUGAAGUUUUUGAUUAAAUCAAAAUGAACCUGUACAGAUUGUAGUUAAUGCAUUAUGAAGGGGGUGAGACUUUAUGUAUGAAGCCUGUAGAAAAAAUAUGCCACUGGUCUGGUGUAAUGUACUGUACUGUAGGGGAUAUCGGACAGAACCAUUCUGGCAGACAUGGGGGGGGGGGUGUACAAAGUUGUCAAGUAGUCACUACGUUUCAACUGGGCUGGUUUCAUGUCAGAACAAUAAAUAGCGGAAAAAGAAAGUUACUAAGAAUAAACAGUUGACUGACCUGUUUUUAAGACAAAGCAUCACAGAUUGAAGAGAGAGAGGUUAUUUUUUUGUAGCCAAUAGAAAAGUGGAUAGAAUCAUUACGACUGGAUUUAAUUAGUGGAUUUCCUUGUUGAAUUACAGACCUGUUUGAAACCCAAUCUUUCCAAAGAGAACUGUUGUAAAUGAGCGAGCUUAAAAGUAGGCACUAAUCCUAAUUUUGUAAUUAAUUUAUCUGUGUUGUCGUGCUCAUUGUUUUUCCCACCCUACUAGCCUGACCACCCCUGAUAAUUAGUGUACUGAUCCAGAAUCAAACAACUUUGGACAGAAUAGUGGGUUGUGCCAUUGUGUAAUUUGGGGGUAAUGUAGAUUAGUAUUAAUUGUAGUUUCCAAUGUGGACUUGUAAAAAGAAAAAAAAAGAUUGAAACUUUCUGUCCAUAAUUGUUUGAUUGGGUAUCAAUUGUAAGCAUACAAAAGGUGGUACGGCUAAAAGUUAACCCUUUUCUUGCUAAGAGGCCUUGUGACUAGCAUAAACAUGGUGUCUGAAGGCUGGCUUAGUAGGAAGAAGGUUAAGUAGUUAGGGACAAGCAGUGAUUGUUGUUUGGUAUUAGUGGUUUGUAUUGUGUGGAAUUUAGCACCAUGUCUGUACCUGCCCACCCCUGCCUUUCACGUGGUAUAGUCCUUGUUUUUGGUGAUGAUUAACAGUAUAAUUACACUGUUAGCACAAUUUAGUAAAAGGAAGUUUUAUGUGGUUCUCCUAGAACUACAUAAAACUUUGUAUUUGUAUUAAAAAUACCAAUUGUGUAGCCUCCUUGGCAGGCUCUGAGAGUAAGCCUUUUUGGGGAGCUUUUAAUGUGUUUUUUUCCUAAUGGAAUGUCCAUCUAUAGAAAAGGUACACGAAAAAUGUAAUAAGCAGUACUGAUACGAGAACAGAAAAAAUUCUAAGCCUCCAAAAAGCCUGACUCUUAGAGCUUGCUGAGAACGCUACCAAUUGUCACAAUCACUUCCAAUACUACCAUAUGAAAGCACUUGAUGACUUGUACAAAAAGCAUUUAUUUUUCCUCGUACUGUGCUGUAAUGUUCUGAGCUAAAAUGCUAGAGGAAGCUUGCUGGAAUUAGAAUCUGGUUGUAUUAGAAAACAAUUCAUAAUGUUUGUUAUAAACUCUGGCUCAGAAAUACAGUCACGGCAAACCACAUUGCAAAGUUACUUAAUUACAACACAACUUGUGUCGGUGAGGUAGUCAACUUUAGUCAACUCAGUUCAUUCCAUGUAAACACAAUAUGUCUUACGUGUACUCAAUGCUGUGUUCAUAUGCUUGACUUAUUUUCAAUAGAGAGUUCGGUUGUUGGUUUCACAUGUACUAAGCUGACAUUAGCAAGUAUCGAGACCUAGCUGUACAAGAACAAAAACAAAACUGAUAACAACAUUAUACCACGACAUGAAGUUGUAACAUUAAUUGCUUUGAAACCUAAAAGAACCAAAUGGAGCAAAAUGCAUAAAAUGUACAAACCUUAACACUCAAAAUGUACAUGAUAUUAUAUGGCUAGAUGUCCCUGGUUUUACAUAGGGAAUUGAUAUUAGUGAUCUACAUCACAUGUAUACAUGUUAUGGCUGAGAGCAUGUGGUACAUGCUGGCUUCCUAUUGGUCAGCUGUGCCUAACGUAUGCAUGAUAGGCUGUAGAAUGCUGGCUGUGAUUGGCCAGUCCUUCCAGAUUGUACAAUUGCUGGCUCCUGAUUGGUCUAGAUAUAACCGAAUUUGUGACCUCACUCACUUAAAUUACCACGGAUAUAUCUUGCACUUCUGUCGUAAGAUAUGUCAUUUAUAACUCAGAAUUGUUGAAAUGUCUUUGCAUCUUAUUUUUUUUAGACACGUUCUAGCCUUUUGUUGGUCUUAUUUGGAAGUCAUUCCUACAACUUGUGUCCUUGGUUUACACACAUUUGAGUUUUUUUUUGCUUUUACUUUCUCGUUUGCUGUGUCGUUCUAAUUUGAAAAUGUCAGCAGAUUUAACUACCCAGAGUGCUUUACAGUUUGCUGUCCCAUGGUGCAUUGCAGGAUUUUGUAUUUAUACCCACUGUACCCACUGAAGAUGACGUGUCCUGAAUUAAACAUGAGAAUCUUU
Molecule: messenger RNA, 5298 nt
Organism: Branchiostoma belcheri (Belcher's lancelet)
Lineage: Eukaryota; Metazoa; Chordata; Leptocardii; Amphioxiformes; Branchiostomatidae
Product: transcription factor Dp-2-like
Exons: 13
Coding region: 412-2061 (549 amino acids)
Biological process (GO): regulation of transcription by RNA polymerase II; regulation of cell cycle
Cellular component (GO): nucleus; transcription regulator complex
Molecular function (GO): RNA polymerase II transcription regulatory region sequence-specific DNA binding; DNA-binding transcription factor activity, RNA polymerase II-specific
Source: RefSeq, a predicted model, not a curated record